CUUCAGAUAGUAACUUAUAACAUAAUUUUUCUGCGAGAUUUGCUAUGUCGCGUUUUAGGCAAAUAGGUCGUAUUGCUGCACUUGGGUUAGCAUCAGUAUCUGGCGCAGUGUUUGUUUGUAGUAAUAUGCGAAAUACUGUACUUGCAAAGCCAGUUGACUAUUUUGAAAAUGACAGAGAUUUCAGGACUCGACUUGCUAUGAUGUUUCGACCAAGUUUUUCACAAUGGGAUGACAAUUGGGAUAUGUGUGAAACAACAUCAAGAUCGAAGAAGAAAUCUAAGUUAACUGAAGACAACGUAGACAAUGAACCAGACAUCAAACCAACAGCGAAACGACAUUUGGUCUUCAUUCGCCAUGCGCAGUACAAAGACAACGAAGAACUUGAUGAGAAACGAAUACUUACUGAACUUGGAAGAAUUCAAGCAGAUAUCACUGGGCAAAGAUUGAAGGACCUCAAUAAACCCUUCACAAAGAUAAUAGUAUCAGAUCUUGUCCGUGCAAAAGAGACAGCAGAGAUAAUAUUCAAGCACCUGCCUGAUGUACCAAGGGAAAGCUGCUCAUUAUUGAGAGAAGGAGCACCUAUACCUCCUGAACCACCAUCAUCAAACUGGAGGCCAGAACAAAAGAAGUUUUUUCAAGAUAGUGCCCGUAUAGAAGCAGCUUUCAGAAAACAUGUUCACAGAGCUGACACUAUGCAGAGUGGAGACACUAUUGAAAUCUAUAUCUGCCAUGCCAAUGUGAUACGCUAUUUUAUCUGCAGGGCACUGCAAUUUCCUCCUGAAGGUUGGCUUAGGAUGAGCAUUGGUCACUGUGGUAUUACUACAAUGACUAUCAGACCCAAUGGCAGAAUAUCACUUAGAAGUAUGGGGGAUACAGGCCAUCUUCCACCAGAAAAAAUCACUUUCUAGAAUCUGAAAUUCAUUGAACUUAUUUAUCAAGGUCUGCAAACAAUCCAAGCAUGUACAUUUGUGUAUUUCUAGUGUUUGUAUAAAUGUACAAUGCUGGAUAUGAUACACUGGAUAUACUUGUAUUUAUAACCUACUGUAUUCUUGGGAAGCAUUCUUAGUGUGCUACUCCUUAUUGUAAUAAAAAAACCCUACUGUAUUUAACCUAGAAUAAAAGUUGACAAUUUCCUAAACCA
Messenger RNA from Exaiptasia diaphana, 1141 nucleotides. Its product is annotated as serine/threonine-protein phosphatase PGAM5, mitochondrial. The coding region runs from base 45 to 908 and encodes 287 amino acids. Gene Ontology annotation, biological process: positive regulation of mitochondrial fission. The record is from RefSeq and is a predicted model, not a curated record. The transcript has 4 exons. Lineage: Eukaryota; Metazoa; Cnidaria; Anthozoa; Actiniaria; Aiptasiidae. Gene Ontology annotation, cellular component: mitochondrion.